AUGGCGCAAAUGUUGCUCCUUUGGUGGUCAAAAACGACCACCAAGACUGGUGGUGUUGGUACCAUUGCCACCACCAGUAAGACUGUUGAAAAUAUUGGCAGUACACAAAAUUGUUUUUGUGGGUGUCUAACAAAGCUUUUGAAGAAGCUAAAGAAGAGAGGAAGAGUGAUACGCGCUGCCGCUGCAGGUAGGCAAUCUUCAUUCCAGUGCCGGUAUGAUCCAUUGAGUUAUUCUCUCAAUUUUGAUACAAGUGGGUGCGGAAGCAUGUUAGAUGAUGAAGAUUACUACCACUUCUGUGCUUUCACGUCAAGGUUUGCGGCCAACCCAUCAGAAAGCAGGAUCAGUACUACAUCCUCUUCUUCAAGAAUACCAGUGGCUACUUCUCACUAG
Populus euphratica (Euphrates poplar) is the source of this 390-nucleotide messenger RNA. RefSeq lists its product as uncharacterized. The record is from RefSeq and is a predicted model, not a curated record. Bases 1 to 390 code for a protein of 129 amino acids. Lineage: Eukaryota; Viridiplantae; Streptophyta; Magnoliopsida; Malpighiales; Salicaceae. The transcript has a single exon.